CGCAUGCGCAGUUUGAAAGUUUAAAUUAUAACCCCAUCAGUAUUUAUUUACUUUAAUGAAUAAAAUAUAUAAACAAUUAUAAAAUAUGAUAAAUAUUUAACUAGAUAUUAAUCUCUAGUGACAUUUAAAAUAAAAAAUGAAUAUAAUAAAUAAAUAGACUCGGGUAAUGCCAGCAAAAGAAUUUAAACAGAUGGCAUUUGAAGAUUCUGAAGACAAUUGGACUGAUGCUUUGCCGGUUUGCAAGGAAUCUGGUGUUGGAUUUUCAACAAAUCAAAUCUACCGGGAAGAUGGAUAUCGGCAAGAAGAUCAUCCUUUUGAAGACAGAUGUUUUCACUGUAAAUAUGACGAGUCGACGUUUGUUUAUGGAAUUUUUGACGGCCAUGAAGGCUCCAGAGCUGCUAAUUUCGCCCUCCAGCGAAUGGCUGCUGAAAUCUUGCUGGGACAACUGAAUGGCAAGAGUACCAAUGAGGAAGUAAAAGAAGUUCUCAGACAGGCUUUCAUUGCAGUUGAACGUGGGUACUUUGACUCGAUUGGUGACUUGUUGGCCGAACGAACUGGUUUAAAAUUCGACAUACCUGAGGAAUUGAAUUCGUACGAAGCUUAUCAAAAGUUUCCAGACUUGGUUAACAAAUUGAACAAAUUAAAUCGUGAAUUAUCUGCAGGAACGAGUGCUAUUGUUGCUUUGGUCUUUCGUAAUAGUUUGUAUGUAGCUAAUGUUGGAGAUAGUCGAGCGCUUCUUUGUAAAACAGACAGCAAUCAAGUUCUAAGAGUAGUUCAACUGAGUAUCGAUCAUGAUUUACGUAAUGAGGAUGAACUUCUACGAUUAUCACAACUAAAUCUUGAUACUAAAUCAAUCCGACAAGGCUCUCAUCUGGGUAAUCAAGAAAACACAAGAUGUCUCGGCAACUAUUUAGUUAAAGGAGGAUACAAAGAGUUUGAAGAACUUGCAGCAUCAACAGCAGAGCCAAUAAUUGCAGAGCCAGAAAUUCAUGGUGGUAUUGAUCUUGAUGAUUCGUGUAGAUUUCUUCUGCUGAUGUCACGUGGACUAUACAAGUCAUUGGAAGAAGCUACAGGUACUGAUCAAGUUAAUAAAGAACUGGCUCUUAUGGCAGUCGAACAGUUUCGUAUCCAGUCAACUUUAACUGGAGUUGCUCAAGCAGUUGUUGACAAAGUCGUCAGAAUUCAUCAUGACGUGAAUAUGAGCAACUCGGAAAAUAUACCAAAGAGUGGUAAGCGCGACGAUAUUACACUUCUAGUACGUAAUUUUAAUUUUCCUCUGCCGAACGCAUUGAAAAGUCCGAGCGGUCAGUCCGUUCAUUUUAAUCCAAUCGUUCAAACUGCGAUUGCGGGCGUCCAAGAGGGUAAUGAAUUUUACACAAGCAAUGUGUCAGAUAAUUUCAAUCCCUCGACUAAUGAUACCACGUCGACGUCAGAAACUUCCUCGGUAAAUACUCGGCCAGAUAGAAAUGCUAAAAUAAAACCUUAUGUUGAUUUUACUGAGUUCUUUGAAAAUGUUGAGAGACGUAGAAAAGACGGCACGCUACCUGAAGAUAUUGACUUUGGAUAGUUGAUAAUUAUUUAUUUUUUCACCAUAUCUGCGCCGGAAGUUCUAAUUCCUGACCUGAGUAGAGGAAAAUUCGUGUUUCCGUUUAUGAGAAAAUGAUAAAAAUUUGCGUAUGAGCCAUUCUUCCUACAAGCAGAGGCAAGAAUUUUAAUUUUCAGGUGCAGAUCUGGUGAAAAAUAGUAAACACACCUCGGAGGAAGGUAGGAAGUCCCAAUCCGCGUGUUAGUUACCUUCGCCUUCAACUUGGGUACGCAAUUAUACACGUAGGUUGGAAUGUCCUUUCCUCUCUUGGUGUAUAAUUUACUAUUUCAUGAUACCACCAUCAAAAUUGAAGUUUCAGUGUCUCUACAGUCAGUCGAAAGAAGCUAAUUUCAGUCGAAUGUCGCGAAUUAAUAUCAGUAAUCGCGUAAACUGCGAAUGCCUUUAGUCAGCGGGCAGAAACAAACUUGUUUCGACCCUUGGGAAUGGGAGGAAAAUUAAUAUUUGAAACAAUGAAUAAGAAAUUUACUAAUUUUAAGUACGAAAACUUGAACCGUUUGCUGAGAAUGUAUGAGGAUGAAGAUGGGUGUAGAUGGAUGAGGCUUGGAUGGAAGGGAUGGAAAGCUUUCGCAAUUUAAACUCUGAUAAUGACAGUUCUGACUGUGAUUAAGUUUUAUAAAAAUUAGUGUCAAUAAUAAAUAGUAUUUAGUUUCUGCUUAAUUAUCAAUUCCAAAUGACACUUUAAUAGUUGAUGUCACCAUUGGUCGAAAAUUAACUUGUUUUUAAAUGGCUGCUGACACUGAAACUUUAAGUUUCAAUGCAGGUAAUCAUGAAAAAUCUAGUGUGUAACUCAGGAUGAAACUCGAUUUCAAACUGCGGUCUAUGGCAGCCUUCACCCUGGUCUGAAAUAGUUUUGUUUCAUCCCUCGUUACACAAUAUACUAUUUGAGCAUAAUGUACUUACAAAAAAAAAACUUAAUCAAUCAACACUAUUAUUAAACAAAUAAGUUAUUAAAUUAUGUAAAAAAGUAAAACUACAGUACGAAACAAAAAUGUAAAUACUUG
This is a messenger RNA of Microplitis mediator, 2607 nucleotides long. Its product is annotated as TGF-beta-activated kinase 1 and MAP3K7-binding protein 1-like. Lineage: Eukaryota; Metazoa; Arthropoda; Insecta; Hymenoptera; Braconidae. The transcript is spliced from 3 exons. The coding region runs from base 167 to 1567 and encodes 466 amino acids. The record is from RefSeq and is a predicted model, not a curated record. Gene Ontology annotation, molecular function: protein serine/threonine phosphatase activity. Gene Ontology annotation, biological process: protein dephosphorylation.